Molecule: messenger RNA, 969 nt
Organism: Arabidopsis lyrata subsp. lyrata
Lineage: Eukaryota; Viridiplantae; Streptophyta; Magnoliopsida; Brassicales; Brassicaceae
Product: cell wall / vacuolar inhibitor of fructosidase 1
Biological process (GO): negative regulation of catalytic activity
Molecular function (GO): enzyme inhibitor activity
Source: RefSeq, a predicted model, not a curated record
UAGGUUAAAUGUAUAGCAUAAUUAUAAGUGCAAUUACAAACACAUAUAAAUAGACAUGCCUAGUAAUACAUAUUUUACAUCUUAAAUUUCCAAUUAGUACUAAUAAAUUCAUAAUUUUAAGAGAAGAAGAUGAUUAUGGUAAAGAUGAUGAUGAUGGCUAUGAUGGUGGGAGUUGCGAUGGGAAAUAUUGUAGAUAAGACAUGCAAGCAGACACCUGACUACACUCUUAUCUCUCUCCUCCGCUCCGAUCCACGUAGCUCUUCCGCCGACACCGUCGGCCUCGUUCUUAUCCUCGUCGACAAAAUCAAGGCGCUUGGGGCUGAAACGCUCGGGCAGAUCAAUGAGGCGUACAAGACGAAACCUAUGCUGAAAAAGCCAUUAGACGAGUGUAGUUUGAGAUACAAAACGAUCGUAGACGUUGACGUCCACACUGCCAUUAUAGCUGUCAAAGGAAACCCUAAGUUCGCUGAAGGGGCUAUUGUCGACGCCGGCGUGGAAGCUUCCAUUUGCGAAGGAGGGUUUACCAAAGGCCAAUCUACGUUGACCAGUUUGACUCAAAGAAUGGAAAAGAUUUGCGAUGUGACCAGAGCCAUCGUCCGAAUUUUGCUCUAAUUAAUUUACAUCUUAUUUAGAAUAUUCUAAAUUAAUAAUAAAGCUCGUAACCAAUAUAAUCCGGAUGAAAUCGAUGUGAAUGAAAGUUGUAUAACGUUACCUAAACCGAGACUAGCUUUAAGAACCGGUUGUCAAACACGGGCAAAAAUUCGGCACGAAGUUUCUAGAACCGAAUCACGGGAUAUACAAAACAUUCACGAGCCAGAUAUCGACUUACGAGAGAAAACAGCCCCCACAAUAUUAAUUAAAUUAAGGUAUUUUGAAAUUAUUUGGUCGACGUUGGGUAUAGUGUGGACUCAUAUAGUCAUAUAUAAUGGUAAUUGUUUUGUCGUAUAUGUGACCGACUACUAAAGUACU